This is a messenger RNA of Dentiscutata heterogama, 876 nucleotides long. NCBI's taxonomy places the organism in Eukaryota, Fungi, Glomeromycota, Glomeromycetes, Diversisporales, Gigasporaceae. The record is from the annotation of a GenBank genome assembly.
AUGAACUUAAAACAUUCUGAUGAUGCAAAUUAUUUUAAUUUUGGUCAAAGAAGAGACUUGUUAAAUGGAAAUAUUGGAUAUUCGAUAAUGACAACAAGAUCUGGCAAGAUUAAAACAAAUUACAACGAUAAAUUUUUUAAUUGUAAUAAUGAUCGGCAAACUAAUACACAAAAUAUAAAAAUAAAAUCGAGUAAUAACAAUAAUGGUUUACAACAAUUAAUCAAUAUAAUCAAUUUUAUUCAAAAUAUACAAAAUAAACUACCAGAACCCAAACCAGAUGAUAAACCAGAAACUGAUAAACUAGAUGAACCUAUAAAUGAACCAGAAACUGAAAACCCAGAUAAACCAAUGAAUAAACCAGAAACUAAUAAACCAGAUAAACCUGAAACUGAACCAGAAACUGAUAAACCAGAUGAACCAAUAGAUAAACCAGAACCUGAACCAGAUUAUGAUUUGAUUUUUAAUACCAUUGAAAAAGAAAUUAAAUCAACUACUAGAACUGACGCUGACCAAAAGAAAAAACUUUAUAGAUUAUAUGAAAACAAAAUUCAAGAAUUGAAAGAAACUAAAAAAUUUAAUAAAUUAUUAAAAAAUAUUAAAGAUAAAUUCUUUAUUGGAAACUUGCUUGAUGAUAAAUUACAUGAUUUAUUAAUCAAGGUUUCUGAAUUAACAGAAGAACAAAAAAAUAUACUACAACAAGCACGUAAAGAUCAAUUAAUCACAGUAACGAAUAAAAUAUUUGAUGAUUUAAAAAAUAGCAUUAAAACUGAAUGUUAUAUGUAUCAAUUAGAAGAUAGUAGUCACUAUGAUCAAAGUAUUCAAGAAAUACAUAAAGAAUACUUAACAAAUGAAAGAAAACUUAAAGAUUUACAUUAA